Molecule: messenger RNA, 2341 nt
Organism: Punica granatum (pomegranate)
Lineage: Eukaryota; Viridiplantae; Streptophyta; Magnoliopsida; Myrtales; Lythraceae
Source: RefSeq, a predicted model, not a curated record
AUGCCGUGAGGAAUGGGUUCAAUUGACCAUUCUACUUCGAAAUUAGAAGGAGACCAAAGGCAGAGUAGGAGGAUUCAAUUUAUUUUUCAUUAUCAGUGGGAAACGGGAUACUCUGCCGAGCCCUGAGAAACUGAAGCUGCCUUUGUCUGCAAGAACAUUAAUAUAUAUGGCUAUGGCUUCUCCCCUCAGAUUUUUCUUAGCUUUAGUCGCCCAAUUUGGAACUUCUUCAAUCACUCUGCUCUUCCUUCUCUUCUACUGUCCUGCGAUCCCCACUCAAGUCAAUGCCUUCUGCUAUGACAAUGGAAACUUCACGGCCAACAGCAGUUACGCUGAAAACCGCCGCCUCCUCCUCUCCACUCUCCACUCCAAGGCCAAUGACGGCUUCUUCUCCGGAAGCAUUGGCACUAGCCCCGACACGGUCUAUGCCCUCAGUUUCUGCAGGGGAGACCUUCCGGCACAAAACUGGAAAGGUGUUAUGAACUCGACAGCUAUAAAACUAAUGGUAAGCUGUCCAUAUCAAAAGCAAGGCAUCAGUUACGAAGAUUCUUGCUGCAUUGUUCGUUACUCAGACAGGCCAAUUGAUGGGAUCCUCGACAUGAGUAUAAAUGAAAUCGCUUACAACACUAGGAAUCUGUCUUUGAGCUGGGACAGGUUCAACCAGACUUGGCGGAAUCAUAUGGAAAGCCUUGCUGUGAAUGCCUCAAAGGGGUCAAGGCGUAAGUUUGCGACAGGGGAAGCAACUGUACCAGGAUUAAAUACGACUUAUGCACUCCUUCAGUGUAGCCCUGAUCUGUCGGAGAGUGAUUGCCUUCGGUGCUUAAUUAAUUCAACCUCAGAUUAUCAGAACUGCUGCCAAGGAAAGUCGGGUGGAGUUGUAAUUCGUAUGCCAAGCUGUUUUUUGCGGUGGGAUCUGUACAACUUCUAUGUUUCCUCACAGGCCACUGCACCAACACCCUCACUGCCACCUCCACCAGAUGAUGGGGCCCAGGGAUAUCUGGUGGUUUCCAUUGUUGUUCCGGCUAUCUGCUUCUUGAUUAUCGUCAUCCUCAUCACAAUUCUCCUGUAUCGGAGAAGGUUGAAGUUAAAAGUUCCCCCUGCUUCUACUGAAGAAUGGACAGCAGAUGAUAGCCGGCUAUUUAUGCUCAGUGAGAUCAGAGCUGCAACAAAUGACUUCUCUGAGAUACUUGGACAAGGCGGAUUUGGGAAGGUUUACAAGGGAAAGCUUGCUGAUGGACAACAAAUUGCAGUAAAGAGGCUUGAACGUUGCUCUAAUGAGGGUAAGAAACAAUUCAAGAAUGAGAUAACAUUGAUGGCCGGAAUCCAACACAAGAACUUGGUUAAGCUUGUCGGCUUCUGCUUUGAAGAAGGAGAGAGAAUCUUAAUUUACGAGUUCGUUCCCUAUGCAAGCCUCGACAGGUUCAUAUCAGAUCCAAACAAACGUGUACUGUUAGACUGGACGAAGCGCUAUAGAAUUAUAAAAGGAAUUGCUCAGGGGCUCCUUUAUCUACAUGUAGACUCACAACUCAGGAUCAUCCACCGCGAUCUGAAGCCAGCAAAUGUCCUACUGGAUGAUGAAAUGAACCCAAAGAUAGCGGAUUUUGGGACAGCAAGACUAUUUGCUUCAGAUCAAAGUAGAGAAAGAACGAGAAAAAUUGCCGGGACAUACGGUUACAUGGCCCCUGAGUACGUGAUACGUGGAGAGAUCUCUUUGAAGACAGAUGUUUACAGUUUUGGGGUUGUGGUACUAGAGAUCAUCAGCGGUCAGAAGAACGGAUACCUAAAUAUUGCUGGAUCCUUGGUCCACCUUGUUAGCUAUGCAUGGAAGAACUGGAAGAAAGGAACGGUGAUGAACUUGGUAGACCCUUUUCUCAAGGACGUCAGUCCAGUGAGCGAAAUGCUUGACUGCAUUCAUAUAGCAUUGUUGUGUGUUCAAGAGGAUGUGGUUUGUCGGCCCACCAUGGCUUCUGUUACUUUGAUGCUCAACCACGAGAGCCACAGCCUUCCUACACCUUCCCGUCCCGCAUUUAUAAACAACUCUUCAACAAUGGAGAAUCAAAUUCAAGCCCAACCAGAGCAGCCCUUGGCACGGACAACACCCUCCUCCAUUAAUGAACUUUCGAUCUCCAAUAUGUAUCCAAGAUGAUGGGACAAAAAGGGAAAAGUCCAUCUCAGUUUUGUGUUCAAGGGCAGUGUGCCUUUUUCUAUCCGGGAAAACGCAAAAUUAGCCACAUCUAACCAUUCAUAUCAAAUUCAUGUAAAGCAUGUAGAAUGUCGCAUAUUCUUUGGACUCACUCCAUUAUUUCAUUUACUUUUAUAUAAAGUAUCACACAUUAUGUUUUAA